Messenger RNA from Hevea brasiliensis (rubber tree), 2396 nucleotides. RefSeq names its product protein KINESIN LIGHT CHAIN-RELATED 1. Lineage: Eukaryota; Viridiplantae; Streptophyta; Magnoliopsida; Malpighiales; Euphorbiaceae. The transcript is spliced from 2 exons. Gene Ontology annotation, molecular function: protein binding. The coding region runs from base 163 to 2082 and encodes 639 amino acids. The record is from RefSeq and is a predicted model, not a curated record.
ACUACCCUUUCCAACUCAUGUCUGUGUCAAGUGCUCCAGUCCUUCACCUGCAACGCGAUGUAUCCAGAGACAAAGUUCGAAGGAUUUGGGGUUUUGCAAGGGUUUAACUGAGAGCCACAGCCACUUUCACAAGUAUAUCCACAGAACCCCUCAAAUACCACCAUGAGAAGAGCUUCAAUUUCACUUCUCUCUCACCUUACUCGCCAAAAGAACAAAGCACUGACUCCUUUCCUUUCCAGAAACUACAUUUCUGACACCGCACCUUCUUCGUCCUCUUUGCUUCACUCAUCUAGCAAUCAUCUCAAACACUGCACCAAAACUAAUGGCCUAAUCCUCAAACCUCGCCAAUUCCAAGCAACCCCAUCUCCAAAUAUUGACGCCCUUGUCGAAAAAAAUGUUCAAAUCUCCUCUAGGCAGAGAAAAAUCAAGGAAAAGUAUGAACUUGAAGAGGCUUUUGAGUCUGCAGAGACAGCUGAGGAGAUGCUUCAAGCUUUUAAAGAAAUGGAGGCUUCUUUUGAUGAGAAAGAGCUUGGGUUGGCUUCAUUGAAAAUUGGGUUAAAACUGGACCAAGAAGGUGAGGACCCAGAAAAGGCAUUAUCUUUUGCUACUAGAGCUCUGAAAGUUAUUGAUAAAGAUGGUAAUAAACCUUCUUUACUUCUUGCCAUGGCUUUGCAAUUAAUGGGCUCUGCUAAUUGUAGUUUAAAAAGGUUUAGUGAUGGUUUAGGGUAUUUAAAUAGGGCUAAUAGGAUAUUGGGUAAGCUAGGGGAGGAGGGAAGUAAUAAUGUAGGGGAUAUGAAGUCAGUGCUGCAUGCGGUGCAACUAGAGUUAGCGAAUGUGAAGACAGCAAUGGGGAGGAGAGAGGAGGCUUUAGAGAAUCUUAGGAAGUGCUUAGAGAUCAAAGAAAUGAUGUUGGAGAAAGAUAGUAAGGAAUUGGGUUUGGCAAAUAGGAAACUGGCAGAGGCAUAUGUUGCAGUAUUGAAUUUCAAGGAGGCAUUGCCAUUUGGUUUGAAGGCCUUGGAUAUACAUAGGAGCGGACUGGGGAAUAAUUCUGUGGAGGUUGCACGUGAUAGAAGACUUCUCGGGGUCAUUUACACUGGGUUGGAGGAGCAUCAGAAGGCAUUGGAGCAGAAUGAGUUGUCGCAAAAGGUCUUGAAGAAUUGGGGUCUUAGUUCAGAUUUGCUUCAUGCAGAGAUUGAUGCCUCGAAUAUGCAGAUAGCAUUGGGCAGGUAUGAUGAGGCUAUUAAUACUCUGAAGGGUGUUGUUCAGCAGACGGAAAAAGACAGUGAAACUCGAGCAUUGGUGUUUAUAUCUAUGUCAAAAGCUCUGUGUAAUCAAGAGAAGUUUGCUGACUCAAAGAGUUGUCUGGAGAUUGCUUGUAGAAUCCUUGACAAGAAAGAGUCAGUUUCUCCAGUUGAAGUUGCUGAGGCAUACUCAGAGAUAGCAAUGCAGUAUGAAGCUAUGAAUGAAUUGGAAACAGCAAUUUCACUGUUGAAGAGAACGCUUUCUUUGCUUGAGAAGCUCCCACAAGAACAGCACUCAGAAGGAAGUGUUUCUGCUAGAGUUGGGUGGUUACUUUUGUUGACAGGUAAGGUGACUCAGGCAAUUCCUUACUUGGAGAAUGCUGCUGAAAGGUUGAAAGAAAGCUUCGGUUCUAAGCAUUUUGGAGUGGGUUAUAUCUAUAACAAUUUGGGGGCAGCAUAUUUGGAACUGGAUAGACCACAGUCAGCUGCACAGAUGUUUGCAGUCGCGAAAGAUAUCAUGGAUGUGGCACUUGGUCCUCAACAUGUAGAUUCAAUAGAGGCAUGUCAAAAUCUCUCUAAAGCAUAUGGUGCCAUGGGAAGCUAUGCCAUUGCAACUGAAUUUCAACAGCGGGCAAUUGAUGCCUGGGAAAGCCAUGGACCAAGUGCAAGAGAUGAACUCAUGGAAGCCCGUCGACUUCUUGAACAAUUAAAGACAAAAGCACGUGGUGCCUCCACAAACCAGCUUUCUACUAAGGCUUUGCCGUUGCCUCAUAGUAGUCCCUCUGGCAGAAGCCUGCAGCCUGACAUGCCUCUUAACCAGAAUCAAACGAGCAUGACAUAAUCUGUCACAUAUAGCACAUUCCUGUUUGGGUUAGUUUUUCAUGCAAGUUUAGUGGGUAUAGCACAUUCCUGUUUGGGUUAGUUUUUCAUACAAGUUUAGUGGGUUUCUUGUUGCUUGUGAUGAAUUUUUUUUUCUACCUGUCUUUCUCAUUCAUAUAAUCGUUAUACCUUUCAUAUAUACAUAACUAGCUCUAAUUAUUUUGUUCAAAAAGAUUUGAAUUCAAAAUCAGUGUUGUGACACCAUAGUUAUUAAGAUGAAGAUUUUUUGAGAGUAGCAAAAAAUGAAGAUUGAAUUCUUUUUAUUUUGUCAUUCAA